Messenger RNA from Schistosoma rodhaini, 6153 nucleotides. NCBI's taxonomy places the organism in Eukaryota, Metazoa, Platyhelminthes, Trematoda, Strigeidida, Schistosomatidae. The record is from the annotation of a GenBank genome assembly.
CUUAUACUUAACCAGUGACAAGAAAAACGAAAAAUAUAAACUUAUUCGAAAGAAAAGAGUUUAUUAUUCCGCACUUCAUUCUUCCAGGUUUUUGUUCAAGAAAUCUAAACAGCUACAUACUAGAGGACCCGGUUCUGCGUCUUAAGCAUAGAUUUCGUGUGAUACUUCUUUCUCUCAUUUUUUAUUCAAAGUAAAGUUCAUUUUCAAAAUCAUUUAGAUAUUUCAUUUCGUUUGUCUUGUCUACAUUCUUUCAUUUGGCCUUGAAAUGUAACAAGCUUUUAAAAACUGCAAUCAGAUUCCAAUAUUUGUUGUGAACUGAAAUAUUAUUUUGUAUUUGAACCUUCUAAUAUACACGGCAUCAUUAAUUAUAUUCACAACUUUGCAAAAUUCAUAAGUAUCCGUCUUAAACAAUAAAUUCAGCAAUUAACAUUCCUCAAUAUUACGAACAGAUUUUCAGAAUGUAAGAUAUAUUUACUUAACUUAUCUUCGAAUAAAUCAAAGUGCCUUACAUUGGAUUAUGCACGAAAGAUGUCCUUUAAUAACUUGAGUUCACUCAGGAAUCUUUUACUUGGACCGUGAAUGAUAGAACUAGACGCUUCCCCGAAGAAAGGUCGAUGGGAGGAGGUGACCAGUUUAUUACCUUCUUCUAAGUGCACUAUUGGUAAUAAACCUUUUGAAGUGGAUAGAUCCGGUGGGGUGCUGUGCAUUGAUAUUGAAAAUUUAGGUUCAUUUGGAGGGAACCAACAGCCAAAUUAUUUUGGUCCGUUACAACCACAUUAUAGUAUAGCUUUCAAGGACUAUCCUUCAGAAUACGGAGCACUACCUCAGGCUGAUUGUGCGGCUCAAAAUGUUGAAUUUCUUACAUACCCUCAUUCCAUGGACGACUCACAAGGCAAUCGAGAUGAACUCAGUACUCCAAUAACAAUAACUGGAUUUGAUAAUUCUUCCGGCAUAAGCGCUGAUUCAUAUUUAUCUAAUCAAUUCAGUGAUAUUUCACAACAAUUACCUGGUCAUAAUCCUUUCUAUGCAUUUGAACAAUCAAAUUUACCAAUUCCUAACCCAGUUCAUCCUCAUUCUCAUUCUUCUCAUCAGUAUCAACACCAACAUUAUGGUAUGGAUCAAUCAACAGAUCAACUACACAACUCUGUCAAUGAUAAUGUAAUUCCUAAUGAAAUUCCCAUUAAUACAUUACCUCACAGUGAUUAUAUCCUGUCACAACAACAACAACAACAACAAAAAAAUGAAUUAUAUUCAUCAAUCUUUUCAGAAUCUAAUUAUUUUCUAUCCAAUAAUACGGUAAAUACUUUACCCAAUAUACAACACCAUCUACCUGAAUCAUAUCAAUCAGUGAUAUGGUUAAAUCAAGAACAUUCACAAAUACAAUUACAAGACCAAUUACAUUAUACAUCAGAUGGAUUAAUGACAACACAGAAUCAUAAUAAUUAUUCAGUAAUCAUUAGUAAUGUAAAUAAUAAUAAUAUUAAAGCAAAUAAUGUAGAAAUGGAUACGAUUGUUCCUGUCCCAGUCGAGACUAUAUCAACCCCCAUUGCUGAUAGUACAACUAUUCAUGUUCAAGACAGUGACAAUGAUGUUAUCAUGAUGCGACCUAUAGUUGAACAGUCAAAUCAUUUUGAAACAUCUGAACGUCUGUCUGGGAAUACUGUGAUAUCAAAUGAUUUAAUUGAUCAUAUCUAUUGUAAUAGUAAUAGUGGUAUUAAUAAUAAUAGCGAGACUACUGUUACUGCUGCUAAUAAUAAUCAUCAUCACUAUGAUACAAAUAUAAUUCCAUUACAAAUUUAUCCUACAAUAUUCCAACCAAAUUAUUCACCAGCUACAUCAUCAUCAUUGUCUUCGUCAUCGUCCUCUUGUUCAUCUUCUUCAUUUUCAUCAUUAUCAUCAUUGUCAUCUUCAAUGAUUUUAUGCACAGAAACAUUAUCAAUAACUCCAGCAACAGCAAAAUCAUCAUUAGUAACAACAACCAUCACAAAUAUUUCACCUUCAUCUUCUUCUUACUAUACAAAUCAAGAUUAUAAAUUGACUGGUAUGAAUUAUCAUCAACAACAUUUCAAAUCGAACAAUCCUACUGAUUGUAAUAACACUCUACUUACUACUACUACUACCACUACUACUACUAAUAAUAACAGUAGUAGUAAUCAUCCUAAUGAGAAAAAGUGUAAAGUUUGCGGUGAUCGAGCCGUAAAUCAUAAUUUUGGUCAAUUAACAUGUGAAUCAUGUAAAGCAUUUUUUCGACGUAAUGCACAUAAAGAAUUAACAUGUACAGCGAAAUCUGGAGAACAUGUAAUCACACCGACAACUCGUCGUGAAUGUCCAUCGUGUAGAUUAAAACAAUGUUUUCGAGUUGGUAUGAGACCAGACCUUAUACAAGUUCGCAAAAAAGAUGGAAGUAAACCACGAUGGUUAGAUAAAGUUCCACGUGCAGCUAUUGUUCAUGAACAACACUUACAAUCUUCGGAAUCAUUACAAUGGUCAACAAAUAUUAAUAAUACUACGUUUCAUAAUAAUAAUGACAGUGAUAAUAGCCAUGGUAAUAGCACAGUUAUUAAUUCUAAUCGCAUGAAAUACCGCCUAAAUUCUGACAAAUUUUCUAAAAAUAAAGCGAAAGAACUGAAGCCUCAUUUAACCGAACACCAGCCUAUAGAUAUCAACAAUAAUAGUAAUCAUAAUAGUAAUAAUAAAGAUAACAAUAUAAGCUGUAUGGAGAGAUUAAUUAAUUUGAAAAGAUUCAACAUGAACUCAAAUGAUUCGGUGAAAAUCCACUCAGAUCCUUCAUAUCCUUCAAUCCUUCAACCUCAUCAGCAGAAUCAUUAUCAACAUCCACCUUGUAUUUCACCUUGUUCCCUUCAUCAUCAACAGUGUCAACAAUAUGAAGAAAAAGUCACUUGUAAUGAUCGAUUAAAUGAUUAUAUUAUGUGUGUAACAUCAAGUCCAUCUUUGAAUACAUCAAAUAUUUUAAAUAAUAUUCAUUAUUCAAUGACAUCAAAUAAUCUUGAUAAAGACUUAAUUAUAAAUUCAAUAGCCACUGGAAUAACUACUGAUAAUAAUAAUACUACUAGUAGUAGUAGUAGUAGCAGUACAAGUCCUAGAAUAAUAAACACCAUCUCAAAUAAUUAUUUUCCAACUGAUACAGUUUUUCCUUUCAAUAGUUUAAUCAUUCCGGAUUCAAGUCAAAAUAAUAAAUAUGGCGAUGUUAAUUUAACUAAUUGGAAGACAUCAUCAGAAUAUGGUGACAAUAAUGAAACUAUUAUAAACAAUGUCAACUGUAUUACGUCAUCAACAUUAUUAUCGUCAUCAUCGUCUCUUAUCAUACCAUCUACAACGACGUUGACAGAAGCGACAGUAGAAAUGGUGAAAUUAACUUCUGAUAGUACUGUUGCCACUACCAAGAGAACAAUGAUAGCAAACACAAGAAUUAAUAACAAUGAUGAUGAUAAGCAACCUUUAACAAAUUUAAUUUUCACAGAACAUCAACAUCAUCAUCAUGAAAAUGUCAACUUCAGCACUUUGAAUGAUAUCAAUCAGUUAGAUGACCUCAUUCUACUGACUGAUUCCUCUCAACUAAUUGAACAACAAGAAAGUACAGAUCAAUUAAAACUAAUUUCAAAAACUUUAUCACCAUUGCCUUCUUUACCAACAACAACCUCCCUAACAUCAUCCUCAUCAUCAUCAUCAGUAUCAUCAUCUUUGUCAUCGACAACAAUAUUACAUAAUGAUCUGUCUAAAACUAAUUUAAUGUGCAAUUUUAUAAAUGAUGGUUCAAUUGUUUCACCAUGUAUAACAUCUAGCUUAAUAUUUUCAACUGAUACAUCAAUCAUACCUAAUGGUUUAUCGGGAUCGUGUAAACAUUUAAAUCUUACAUCUUUAUGGAAUUCUUCAUCCAUAGAUGAUCAAUUAACAAUACCAAUAAUCACUUCACAACAAAAUGAAUGUUCAUUAUCAAUGAAUCAAUCAUUAGAAUGUAUUUCAAUGAAUAAUCAUGAUUUACCAUUAGAAACUACGAUGAACUCAUUAUCAAGUGAAUUGUCACCACUAUUACCAUCUUCCGUUUCCUUAUUCUCUUCUUCUUCGUCAUCGUCAUCAUCAUCAUCAUCGUCAUCUGUUUCAAUCAAAUAUAAUGAACUACAAUUAGAUGUCACUUCUAUUAAUAAUACUAAUUACAUCUUACCGGUUGAUUUGAAUAAUACACUUUUCCUGAAUGAAAGUAAACUGUCAGAUGAUUAUCCAGUGAUAAGUCUUCCCGAUAAUAAUAAUAAUGAAACUAAUCAUAGUGAUUCAAGUACAUUAUCUUGGCCAAAUCUAAAUCACCAAAUGGAAUUACAAACAAAGUAUGGACAAAUUUUCACUGAUCUAAACCAUAACGAUAAUGAAAUUGAUGUGAUGUCAGGCAUUUUACAAAAUAAAAGUCAAUUAUAUAAUAAUAAUCCCAUAACAAUCCCAAUCAAUUUGAAUAAAAUCAAUAAAGCAUGGUCAAAUAUGUGGCAAACAGGAUUCAUUCCAAAUCCUGAACAAAUUGAUUUAAAUUUAGAUAUCACCCAACGUCCUGCAUUAAAAUGGUGUCUUACAUUAGCUAAUAUAUGGAGUGAUUUAUUAUUACGUCGUAUAUCAGUAUUUGCAAUGUCAUUAUUAGGUGAUCUUAUACAAGAUGACUAUAAAACUGGAUAUUUAUUUAAUUGUCAUAGCAACAAUAAUAAUCAUCAAAAUAAGGAUGCUAAUCAAAAGAUUAAUGAAUCAAAUGGAUACAUGUCAACAAAUGAAUAUUUUAAUGAAUUGAAUCAAGUUCAUGGCAUAUUUCAAAAUGAUCCAAUGAAGGAUGAAGAAAGUCAUAUAGAUCAUGCAUUGAAUGAUACCAAUGAUCCAUAUUUAACAUGGGAUGAUAUGUUAUGGAUAGCAAAAAAUCGUUUUACAGAUUGUGUACCGGUUUUAUUAAUUAGUUGUUCUUCAUUUGUUAAUAAGACUAUGACACCAUCAUCACCAUCACCAUCACUAUCAUCAUUGUCAACAAGUUUAAAUCAAGAAACCAUGUCAGAUUUCAAAAAUUCAAAUGGUAACCAUAAAUCCACUGAUGAUUUAGAUAAACUAUCAUUUCAGUAUUCAAUCAAUCAUCAUCAUCAUCGUAAUAUUAAAGAUGGGAAUCAAUAUUCAAUCAAUCAAUAUUCAUCAUUAUCAUCAUCAUCAUCAUCAUCAUCGUCAAUCAUAACCACAACAACAACUAAAAAAUGUUGUACAAAAUUAAUCUCCUUCCAAACAGAACCUAAUUGUGUACAUGUUAUAGAUUUGAAAAAAUUAAGUAAUGCAUUAGGUGAUUUAGGUAAGGAAUAUUCACUCAUCAAUACUACUACUACUACUAAUACUACUAAUACUACUAAUAACAAUAAUAGUAGUAAUGAUCAUAAUAAUCAAUCUACUUAUCCAAUAUUACAAUAUCUUGAUGCUUAUAUAUCUCAAUUAGGUAAUUUUUUAGCUUAUCAUCCAAUAUUAUUAAGUGCAUAUAUGGCAUUAAAAUUAACAGAUCCAAUAAUGGUGAGAAAUGAAGAAAUCUACAAUCAAUCAUUAGAUGAUCAUCAUCAACAUCAUCAUCAAUAUGAAUGGAGUCCAUCUAUCAUUCAUAGAAAUCAACGUUUACAACGUUUACAUAAAUAUUUUUUAAAUAUUUUUAAUGAAGCCAUUGAUUAUGUUGCCAUAGAAAAAACACAAUUAAAAAUCAAUAAUCAAUCAAUCAAUAAUCAUAAUAAUAAUAAUAAUAAUAAUAAUAAUCUAUACAUAUCACAAGAGCAAAUUGUUGCUAAUUCACGACGUACUAUGUUAACAGAAUUUUUAGAAUGGAGUCGUGAAUUUGAUCAAACAUGGUCAUAUUUUCAACAAGAUAUAUGGAAUGAAUCCAUGAAAUAUCAUUUAGAAUAUAAAAUAUCAAAAGGAUUAAAUAUAUUAUGUAAUAAACAAUUAAAAUAUAAUGAUAAUUUAGAAAAUGAUUUAUUAAAUAUAUUAUGGGAUGCUAAAAAUGAAUGUUUGUCGUCGAUGACAUCGUCAUCGGCGGCGGACUAUACUCCAUUGGAGAUAACCGAUGUAUGUAAGAAUAAUCCUCAUUGUACACAGUUUUUGUUGCCUUAUAGAUAUAUAUUAAAGACUUCUUUAUAA